GUGUGUGUGCACAACAACAUAGUCUACCCCGUUGGGACAACCUGGGAAGAUGGUUGCAGGGAAUGCUCUUGCACUAGGAUGAGGGAUGAUGUUACAGGACUUCAGAUGAUGGAGUGCCAUGACAAAGCAUGUAACACGUACUGCCCUCGGGGUUACAGAUAUAUUGUCCCGGAUGGGGAGUGUUGUGGGAGAUGCCAGAAGAUUGCCUGUGAGGAGAAGUUGUUCUGGUCUCCGGGUGAUGAAGAUCCUCCUUUGCAUGAGGAUAUUCCUGUAAGCAGCAGACUGUUCUAUAAACUGAUGAUUUUAUACCUUAAGGAUAUUCCUGUAAUUCCUAUUCUCUACAAAGCAAGCAGCAGACUGUUCUAUAAACUGAUCAUCAUGGUGGGCACAGAGUGGCGAUCGCCCUUCAACCCUUGCAUUAUCAAUGAGUGUGUCCAGGUGAACAAUGAGGUUUUUGUGCAGAAAAAGAAUGUUUCUUGCUCACAAAUGGAUGUGCCUGACUGCCCAGAGGGAACUGAGCUACGCUGCAACCAAAUAAUAGAUUGCUGUCCUUCCUGCAGAUGUGCUGUGAACCUUGCCCAACAUAAUUACAGAAGGCAGGAAGUCUCUGGCUCUUGCUGUGGAAAAUGUGUGCCAACUUCCUGUAGCAUCAGGCUGAGAGAUGGAAGGCUUAAAUAUCUUCAGCCAAAUGAAUCACUUCAGGAUGGCUGUGAUAAUCACUCCUGUAGAGUCACUGAGAAAGGGGAAUUUGUCUGGGAAAGGAGAAUCACUAGCUGCCCUCCAUUUGAUUCCAGAAGAUGUUUGGCUGAAGGAGGCAGAAUUGCAAAAAUUGGCAGCACCUGCUGUGACACAUGUGUACAAGUGGAAUGUCGGACAGUAAGUACGAGAAUGCAGUAUGGGAAUAUCAAUGGAUGUGUGGCUGAAAAGGAAGUGCCCAUUUCUCAUUGUGAGGGUAAGUGCAGAAGCAUCACCAGGUACUCUGUUCAGACAGGGAAAUGGGAAGAUGUGUGUAGCUGCUGCACAGCCACUCAAACCACCAUUGUCACGAUCCCCCUCCGCUGUGCCAACGGGACAGUGGUGCAGCACUACAUCCCUUCUGCCUCCCUGUGCGAGUGCCACUCUCGGAAGUGUACAGACUGAAUAAUUCCAAGAAGCCCAGUUGUUUAAUCUCAAGUCUUAUGAUGAAGGAACUUCACAGUGCAAGCCUCAUUUUCUCUGUAGAUUGUCUUACCC
Messenger RNA from Acanthisitta chloris (rifleman), 1233 nucleotides. RefSeq names its product von Willebrand factor-like. Lineage: Eukaryota; Metazoa; Chordata; Aves; Passeriformes; Acanthisittidae. The record is from RefSeq and is a predicted model, not a curated record. Gene Ontology annotation, cellular component: extracellular matrix. The annotation marks the transcript as partial. Gene Ontology annotation, molecular function: protein binding. The transcript has 11 exons. Gene Ontology annotation, biological process: cell-substrate adhesion; blood coagulation.